UUCACAUUAUAACGAAUCGGCGUCUAAGGGUUUAAGUGUCACUUGACAUCACUGCUCCCACGUGUUCUUUCCCAUCUGGCGGCCGCCGCGCCAGUCCUGUACCCAACCCUCCCUCCCGAGGCUCAGCCGACCCCCAGCACCCAAUAGCCUUGUACUGAUGUCGGAUGCGAGAGCCUGUGCUUAAGUAAGAAAUCAGGCCUUACUGGAGACAUUCAAGCGGUUUGGACAACUACUUUUCCAAAACAGAAAGGAAACUCAUGCAUCAGAAAAGGUGACUAAAUAAAGGUACCAGAAGAAUAUGGCUGCACAAAUACCAGAAUCUGAUCAGAUAAAGCAGUUUAAGGAAUUUCUGGGGACCUACAAUAAACUUACAGAGACCUGCUUUUUGGACUGUGUUAAAGACUUCACAACAAGAGAAGUAAAACCUGAAGAGACCACCUGUUCAGAACAUUGCUUACAGAAAUAUUUAAAAAUGACACAAAGAAUAUCCAUGAGAUUUCAGGAAUAUCAUAUUCAGCAGAAUGAAGCCCUGGCAGCCAAAGCAGGACUCCUUGGCCAACCACGAUAGAGAAGUCCUGAUGGAUGGACCUUUGAUGAAAGAUUGCCAAUAGCUGCUUUACUGAAAAUGAGGAUUCCUCUGAUAGAAUCCCUUGAAAGCAGUAACCACCAUGUUAAACCAUCUGUCAUGACUGUUUGGCAUAUGGAAACCACUGGAGAAACAAAAUUGCUAUUUACCAAGAAUAAUCAAAAUAGAAGGUCUUAUUGUUCAAUGAAAUAAGAUGCAACAUUUGUUGAGGCCUUUUGAUUCAGCACCUUGGUCACUUGAUUAGAAAAAUAAACCAUUGUUUCUUCAAUUGUGACUGUGAAUUUUAAAGCAAAUUAUGUGUUCAAUCAUGUAUGAGAUAGAAAAAUUUUUAUUACUAAAAGUAAAAUAAAUGGAAAUAUCACUGAGCAGUUGUUUAUAUAUAAUAUUCUCAUUGGACUGUAGAAAUGUUGAAAUGUUUUUCAAUCAGGCUCAUCCUCCCAGCAUUUCUGUUCAUUCAUGUCUGCUUCAGAUUGCUGGUAAAUACAUAAAAUAGUUACUUGCUAAUCAUUUC
Messenger RNA from Sapajus apella (tufted capuchin), 1097 nucleotides. It is a transcript of the gene TIMM9, whose product is annotated as translocase of inner mitochondrial membrane 9. The transcript has 5 exons. Bases 299 to 568 code for a protein of 89 amino acids. The record is from RefSeq and is a predicted model, not a curated record. NCBI's taxonomy places the organism in Eukaryota, Metazoa, Chordata, Mammalia, Primates, Cebidae.